UUUCAGAUUCUGGUGAACGGUCAUGCCUAUACCAUCGAAGGCGAUGUUUACUUCUCAGUCGACACUUUCCCAGGCUAUUAUUGUCUAUCCGGACGAAAAUCGGACGAUAAUCGUGCUGGUGGAGGCGGUCGUGUUGCCGUUGAUAAAAGGAAACGCAACCCGGCUGAUUUUGCAUUAUGGAAGGCUUCAAAACCCGGUGAGCCAAGCUGGGACAGUCCUUGGGGUCCAGGAAGACCCGGAUGGCAUAUUGAAUGCAGUGCCAUGAGUGCGUACCAUUUAAGCCCUCGUUUUGAUAUUCACGGUGGAGGAAAGGACUUGAUGUUCCCUCAUCACGAGAAUGAAAUUGCCCAAAGCCGUUCCGCUUGCUCGCAAAGCCACGUGAACUAUUGGAUGCAUAACGGCUUCGUGAAUAGGGAUAAUCAAAAGAUGUCUAAAUCGGAUAAUAAUUUUUUUACGAUUCGUGAUGUGAGA
Molecule: messenger RNA, 471 nt
Organism: Phalaenopsis equestris
Lineage: Eukaryota; Viridiplantae; Streptophyta; Magnoliopsida; Asparagales; Orchidaceae
Product: cysteine--tRNA ligase, chloroplastic/mitochondrial-like
Exons: 2
Biological process (GO): cysteinyl-tRNA aminoacylation
Cellular component (GO): cytoplasm
Molecular function (GO): cysteine-tRNA ligase activity; ATP binding
Source: RefSeq, a predicted model, not a curated record